AUGCUGAAGGAGAAGAACAAGUCAGCUAUAUCCUACUAUCGGUACAUCUACAACAGUUGGACAUUCGAAGACGUGAAAGACCAAAAAGACCCAGCGAAGAUUCUUGAUAGAUUUAUGGAACAUUUGGAGCAACGGACAAAUCAUCAAAUUCACAGGUAUACUUUACAAGGUAUGCAACAAGACCAAGGUGAGUCAAUCAAUAAUUUUAUUGCCAAGAUUAAAAAUAUCGCAGCCAAAUGCAAGUUUAAUUGGCAAUGAAGAAAUGGAGGACAGAUUAUUAGAUCAACUACGUUGGGGUACAAAUGAUCCUGAAGUUCAGAAAUCCUUAAUUGGACGCGAUGAAAAACUAACAUUAAACACUGCCAUAGAUAUUGCUAGAAGUUAUGAAGCAACGAAGCAUCAAAUGCAUUCAUUAUCAAAUCAAAAUAAGGGAAAUCCCCAGCAAAUUGAUAACAUUACUCACAAGAAAUUGAACGCUGAUAAUAAAAAUCAAUAUUAUUAUUCAGUGUAG
Molecule: messenger RNA, 511 nt
Organism: Paramuricea clavata
Lineage: Eukaryota; Metazoa; Cnidaria; Anthozoa; Malacalcyonacea; Plexauridae
Source: the annotation of a GenBank genome assembly